ACCUGCCUCCCCCUCUUGUUUACCCGAGGUGGCAGCGAGGCGCCUCGCUUUCCUCUUUCCCCCCCUUCGCCCCGCUGCCCCCAACCAAUUUUCCCGAUCCGGCACCGCGCAAUGCCGCUGCAGCUGAUGCCGCCGCACUACUAUCCCGUCCUGCUGCCGCUACUGGUUCUUGCGGCUGUGGCGGGCGUCUCCGCGGGUGGUGGCGGCGACGGAGAUGUCGUGGAGCGGACGUACAUCGUGCGGGUGGACGCCGACGCGAAGCCGUCGGUGUACCCGACGCACGCACACUGGUACGAGGCGGCGGUGCUGGCGGCCGCCGGCGACGGCUCGGAGUGGCCGGAAGGGGGGCCGCUGAUCCACACCUACUCGGCGGCCUUCCAGGGGUUCUCCGCGCGGAUGUCCCCCGCGGCCGCCGAGGCGCUGGCGUCCGCCCCCGGGGUGGCGGCCGUGGUGCCGGAGCGCGUGCGGCAGCUCGCCACCACGCGCUCGCCGAGGUUCCUGGGCCUGCUGUCCUCCCCGCCCUCGGCAUUGCUCGCGGAAUCCGACUUCGGGGCCGACCUGGUCAUAGCCAUCGUGGACACCGGCAUCUCCCCCGCGCACCGCAGCUUCCACGACCGCGGGCUGGGCCCGGUCCCGGGCAGGUGGCGCGGGCUGUGCGCGUCGGGUCCCGGGUUCCCGCCCAGCUCCUGCAACCGCAAGCUCGUCGGCGCGCGGUUCUUCUCCAAGGGGUACGAGGCCACCUCGGGACGCAUGAAUGAGACGGCGGAGGUCAGGUCCGCGCUCGACACCGACGGGCACGGGACCCACACCGCGUCCAUCGCCGCGGGGAGGUACGUGUUCCCGGCGUCCACGCUCGGGUACGCGCGCGGCGUGGCCGCCGGCAUGGCGCCGAAAGCGCGCCUGGCAGCGUACAAGGUGUGCUGGGUGGGCGGCUGCUUCGACUCCGACAUCCUCGCCGCCUUCGACGCCGCCGUCGCCGACGGCGUCGAUGUGGUCUCUCUCAGCGUCGGUGGCGUUGUCGUGCCGUACUACCUGGACGCCAUUGCCAUUGGGGCGUUCGGCGCCACCGAAGCCGGUAUCGUCGUCUCUGCUUCGGCCGGCAACGGUGGUCCCGGCGGGCUCACGGUGACCAAUGUGGCGCCCUGGAUGGCCACCGUCGGGGCUGGCUCCAUGGACCGCGCGUUCCCGGCUAACGUGCGGCUCGGCGACGGGCAGGUGCUCGACGGCGUGAGCGUGUACGGGGGACCCGCGCUCGAGUCCGGCAAGCUGUACGAACUGGUGUACGCUGGGGCGAGCGGCGGGGGUGCCUCGUCCGCGUCCGACGGCUACUCGGCGUCGAUGUGCCUGGACGGCUCGCUGGACCCAGCCGCGGUGCGCGGCAAGAUCGUGGUGUGCGACCGCGGCGUGAACUCGCGCGCCGCCAAGGGCGACGUGGUCCGCCGCGCGGGGGGCGUCGGGAUGGUGUUAGCUAACGGGGCGUUCGACGGCGAGGGCCUUGUCGCCGACUGCCACGUCCUGCCGGCGACCGCCGUCGGCGCGGCCGCGGGCGACAGGCUCCGCAAGUACAUCGCGUCGGCCACCAAGCAGAGGCCGGCCACCGGCACCAUCCUGUUCGAGGGCACCCACCUCGGCGUGCACCCGGCGCCGGUGGUGGCCGCGUUCUCGGCGCGCGGCCCGAACCCGCAAUCCCCGGAGAUCCUGAAACCGGACCUGAUAGCUCCAGGCCUCAACAUCCUGGCGGCGUGGCCCAGCGGCGUCGGGCCGGCCGGCAUCCCCUCGGACGGCCGCAGCACGGAGUUCAACAUCCUGUCGGGCACGUCCAUGGCCUGCCCGCACGUGUCGGGCCUCGCGGCGCUGCUGAAGGCGGCGCACCCGAGCUGGAGCCCCGCGGCGAUCAAGUCGGCGCUGAUGACGACCGCGUACGUGAGGGACAACAGCAACGGCACGGUCGCGGACGAGUCGACGGGCGCGGCGGCCGGCGCGUUCGACCUGGGCGCCGGGCACGUGGACCCGAUGCGCGCCAUGGACCCGGGGCUGGUGUACGACAUCGGCCCAAGCGACUACGUGAGCUUCCUCUGCAACCUCAACUACACGGAGCGGAACAUCCGCGCCGUCACGCGGCGCCCGGCGGACUGCCGCGGGGCCCGGCGCGCCGGCCACGCGGGCAACCUCAACUACCCGUCCCUGUCCGCCACGUUCGUGGCCGCCGGGGCGGCGGCGGCGGCGGCGGCGAGUAGGACGCACUUCAUCCGGACGGUGACCAACGUGGGCGGCGGGAGCGCGGUGUACCGCGCGUCGGUCACGGCCCCCGAGGGGUGCAACGUGACGGUGCAGCCGCGGCGGCUGGCGUUCCGGCGCGACGGGCAGCGGCUGAGCUUCGCGGUGCGGGUGGAGGCGGCGCUCGGAGGGAGGAUGGAGCCCGGGAGCUCGCUGGUGCGGAGCGGCGCGCUGACGUGGAGCGACGGGCGGCACGUCGUCCGUAGCCCGAUCGUGGUGACGGUGCAGGCGCCUCUGCAGUGAGUGCUGUACUGACCAGCUGCCCCGACCGCCACGAUGGGAGGUGGAGAGGAGAGGACACAGUCUCAGUGUUCUAGCUUUUCUGUACUAUUAAGGUUGCUGUUAGCUGUAGAAUACGUCGUGGAAGAGCUGUAUCGUUAGCUACUACGUAACGUAAGCUACACUGGAAAUCAUGGAGCCCUGGAGCUCCGUUCUUCCCCAUUUCUUUCUUUCUCCUCGCCUUGCUGCUACCAUUUGCUUCUGUAUUGCCGGCCUCCGGCGUGCGGUUUUGCACGGAAUGGUUUUCAA
Molecule: messenger RNA, 2805 nt
Organism: Zea mays
Lineage: Eukaryota; Viridiplantae; Streptophyta; Magnoliopsida; Poales; Poaceae
Product: putative subtilase family protein
Exons: 1
Coding region: 112-2520 (802 amino acids)
Biological process (GO): proteolysis
Molecular function (GO): serine-type endopeptidase activity
Source: RefSeq, marked validated